Molecule: messenger RNA, 764 nt
Organism: Elaeis guineensis (African oil palm)
Lineage: Eukaryota; Viridiplantae; Streptophyta; Magnoliopsida; Arecales; Arecaceae
Product: bet1-like protein At4g14600
Source: RefSeq, a predicted model, not a curated record
GAACCAAUCGAACCAGCACGGCGGAACCCGUCUCUUUCCCCCAGAUAAAUCCUCCUAGCCUUCAUUCUUCCAUUCUAUUUUUCUCCGAGGACGAUCGGUGUUCUUCCGUACCUUGUCAUGGCGAAUCCAGUCUAUGGCUCCGGUCCUCUUCGAUCCAGGGAAGGCCUCAUCUCGAGGCCUGCGGCUAGCUCGGACGAGAUCCAGUUGCGGAUCGAUCCUAUGCACGCGGACUUGGACGAGGAGAUCUCAGGCCUCCACAAAAAGAUUCGGCUGUUGAAAGGCGUAGCACAAGAAAUAGAAACGGAAGCAAGGUUCCAGAAUGACUUCAUAUCUCAAUUGCAAAUGACUCUUAUAAAAGCUCAGGCUGCAGUGAAGAACAAUAUGAGGAGGAUGAACAAAAGCAUCAUCCAGCAGGGCUCUAACCAUGUAGUCCAUGUAAUUCUGUUUGCUCUCUUCUGUUUCUUUGUAGUCUAUCUGCUAUCCAAAUUCUCUAGAAGGUGAGGAAAGGAGAUGGAAGGUAACAUGGAUGAUGAUUUGAUUCUUCUCUGGUUUUCGAUGUAUUGCUCUGGAGUUGAUGAGGUAUUUGGGUUUAGGUGUGCUUUUAUAUUAACAGGAGAGAGAAUACUGGUGUAAAAGAAUUGGAAGGGGUGGUGGGCAGCAUUGAGCUUUCAAAUGUUGAAUCGUGUUGACCUGAACAGGGACAUAUAUGAUCCUGUAAUUAAAUAUAUGAAAGUAGCUCAGAUCUCUGGUUGUUUAACUUUCCA